AUCGCACUGAAGCACAUGAAGCACUUGAUUUUAAACCGUCGUUUGUAAAACAGUCUCGCUGAAAGAAUCAUGUCUUGUCUGAAUUUUAAAGAAAUCAGAAUCGUAGAUGAUUUCAUUAAUAUUUGUGAUAUAAUUGAGGAAAUUUCAGUUUCUGAAAACGUGGAUGAUGCAUUUCAUAUAUUAAACGUUAGCGAAGUGAUCACAAGACAUAAAUUAUGGUUGAGUAAAAUUCCAAAAGUUGUUCCGUAUUAUGCUGUAUUUUGCAAUUCUCAUCCGACCAUUCUUAAAGUUCUAUCAGAACUUAAUAGUCAUUUCGAUUGCGCCUCAAAGGAAGAAAUAAUCAAAGUUCAAAAGUAUGGAGUUUCCGCGAAGCGAAUUAAUUUUACUAAUCCAAUGAAAACGCCUUCUCUCAUAGCUUAUGCUAAGGAAGUUGGAGUUGAAAGAAUGACUGCUGAUUGCCAAGGCGAACUUGUAAAAAUUAAAAAAUUUUUCCCCGAGGCAAAAGUUGUCAUCCGUAUUCGAUGUGUUGCUGAUUAUCUUGGUUCUGAGCUUGCUCUUAAAUUUGGUUGUGAUCCACAUCAAGGGGCAAUUGAGUUAAUAAAUAUAACAAAGGAUUUAGGACUAAUUUUGCAGGGAUUUAGUUUUCACGCUUGUAACCCUCAUGCUAAAUUGGAUGAAUAUGCACGCAGCAUACGAAUUUGCAUGAAGCUGAUUGAUUAUGCUAAAUCAAUUGGUUUUAAUGAUGCUAAUCUAAUUGAUAUUGGAGGGGGAAUUCCCGGUGAAGCUCAGUUAGAUAUUGACAAGUUUGCAAUUAUCAUAAAUGAAGCUAUUAAAGAUAUCGAUCCUUCAAUCAGAUUUAUAUGUCAACCUGGCAGAUAUUACGUUACAGCUUCCACAUUUGCAGUUACUGAUGUAAUAGGAAAAAAAAGAGUCAUUGAAGAUAAGAGAACGGGUUACAUUUAUUACAUUAAUGACGGAAAAUUUAGAUCCUUCUUGGAUAAAGGUUUGCAAAAGGAAAAUCCGGUUCUUCUUGAUACUAUAACGAAGAAUAGAUUUCCAACAAAAAUAUGGGGUCUCACUUGCUGCUCAACUGACUUAGUUUUAAGUAAUGAACUGCUCCCUGAGUUUCAAAUCGGUGAUCGUUUGAUUUGGAAAAACAUGGGUAGCUAUAGUGCAACCAUUUCCACAAAAUUUAAUGGUUUCGAUCGACCAAUUGUCUAUCCAUUUAUGCGAAAAAGCGACUGGUAUCUUCUUGAAGCAGAAAUUCUUUCUCUGAAAUAUGUAGAUUGCGGAUCGCCGUUAUCAAAGACUUUUAUACCAAAAUUGAAAAAAAUGUAAUUUGCGUAUUUGGAUAUCAUAAAGUGUUUUUGAAAUAUACGAUUGAACAUUUCUAUUUAAAAAAUAAUGAAGAUAGAUUUUCUAGGAAAAGGACGAAGAAGAAAACUAAAAUAUAUUUAUAUCCUAACAGUUGAAAGUUUGUUAAUAUUAAAUUAUCUUUAAUUUUAUUUUCAUAAAUAAAAUUUCUAGAUAGAUAAUAAUAAAUGAAUGCAGUACUAAAUAAUCAUUAUAUAUAAUAAUUUUGCAUAAUGAAAAGGAUUUUAAUCAUAAUGUUAAUAGAAGGAUAAAAUAAUUCUUAUAUGACCGGUAAACCUUUUUUUCACCUGAAGGGAAAAACGCAAUUAAAAGGUAUAAAAAUAAAAUAAAAAAUGAAAUAAUAAAUCAUUUAUAACACUCAUUUAUGACGAAUUUUUCAAAAAUUAUAUUAAUUGGUAGUAUAUUAAUACUGUGGUCAUAUAUGCAUUUGUCCCAGACGG
Messenger RNA from Belonocnema kinseyi, 1814 nucleotides. Its product is annotated as ornithine decarboxylase 1-like. The transcript is spliced from 7 exons. The record is from RefSeq and is a predicted model, not a curated record. Gene Ontology annotation, cellular component: cytoplasm. Bases 70 to 1338 code for a protein of 422 amino acids. Gene Ontology annotation, molecular function: ornithine decarboxylase activity. Lineage: Eukaryota; Metazoa; Arthropoda; Insecta; Hymenoptera; Cynipidae.